Molecule: messenger RNA, 1215 nt
Organism: Diversispora eburnea
Lineage: Eukaryota; Fungi; Glomeromycota; Glomeromycetes; Diversisporales; Diversisporaceae
Source: the annotation of a GenBank genome assembly
AUGGAAGAUUAUUAUAAUAAAAAUAAGGUAAAAAGUAGAAGUUGGUCUCCGGUCGAAUCUAAAUUACUUCAAACUGCAAUUGCAACACAUGGGAAAGAUUGGAAACUCAUUUCUGAAAAUUAUUUUAAAAAUUCAAGAUCUCCACAAGUCAUAUGUAAAAAAUGGCAUGAUAUUUAUAGAAAGAAUGAGAAUAUUUCGAUGGAUGAAUAUUUAAUUAAACGUUAUACUAAAUGGACUCUUGAAGAAUUAAGAUCACUUCAUCAAGCAGUCAUCAAACAUGGAAAAGAUUGGAAUUACAUUUCUUUUAAUUCUGGCAGAACUCCAAAAGUUUUGGCUAGAAAAUGGAGUCUCAUUUCAAAUAAUAAAAUUGAUAUUUGGAAAGAAGAUAAAAUUGAAAAGAAAAAACCUAGAACUUAUCGUAAAUGGACUCAUUCAGAAAUAGAAAUGCUUGAAAAUGCAGUCAAGUUGCAUGGAAAAGAAUGGAAAUUGAUUUCUCAAAAAUAUUUUAAUAAUAUUAGAACUCCAUCAGUUUUAAGUAAUAAAUGGGCGUAUAUUUCAAGAGACAAAACUGAUUAUUAUAAUACAUGGACACAAGUAGAAGAUCAAAUACUUAGAGAAAAUGUCGAGAAAUUUGGAUCAAAAUGGUCACAAAUAUGUCAAUUUCUUGAAAAUAGAACACCGGCCCAAGUGUGUUUAAGAUGGUAUUACAUAAAUAGAUCGAAACGAGGAUUUUGGACUGAUCAGGAAAAUUCAAAAUUAUUAUCGUUAGUAGAAAAAUAUGGACACAGAUGGACAUAUAUAAGUGAAGUUAUGGGAAGACCAACAAAUGGUAUUCAUUCACAUUAUCAAUUUCUUAUAUCCAAAGUAUGGAGUAAAGAAGAAAAGAAGAAGUUAUUUGAAGCUAUUCAAAAGUAUGGAUAUGAUUGGGAUAAGAUUAUGAAAAUUUUUCCUGAUAGAAGUUUAAUAGAAAUUAAAUCAGUUCAUAAAUGGAAUCCAUCAACGAAUCCAUACGUGAAUUUAGGUUCUUGGUCAGAAGAGGAAAGAAAUAAAAUGAAACAGGCAUUUGCGAUUCAUGGAAGAAAAUGGAAAAACGUUGCUAAAGAAGUUGGAACAAGAACUAAUGUUCAAUGUAGAUAUUUUUAUGAUUAUCAAGUUAAAAAAUCAGAUAGAAUAGAAAAAUUAAAGAAAAAACAUUCGAAGGUAAUCAAAGAAUAA